AUGUCUCUCAAGAUUGACAAUCAAGACGAGCUGAGAGAGGCCCAGUCCUCCCUGUUCACCACCACAUCCACCAGCGAUUGGAUUCUCCUCAACUACGUCGGCCCAAGCACGGUGCACAUGGCGUCCUGCGGAGAAGGCGACGUCGCUGACAUGACCUCGCUUCUCGAGGCCGACCAGGUCCAAUACGCGGUGGUUCGCCUGGCGGUGCAGCAAGGCGGCGUGAGCGACACCAGGGAUGUCUUAGUCCGGUGGAUCGGCGCGGGCGUGGGCAGCGUCGAGAAGAACAAGAAGGAGGGCUUUCACAAGCAGGCCAAGGCGCUUUUGCAGCCGCACCAGGCCGAGGUGAUGGUCUACAACAAGGAGAAGCUGACCAAGGAAACUCUCAUGGAGCGGUCGGACCCUCAGUCGAAGAACAACACCAUUGAUGUGCCACUUGGCUCCCAGGCGCUCGAGGUCAAGUUUCUCAGGUUGCCAAAAGUACAGGCCAUGACCGUCGCCGAGGUCAACCCGAACAGCGAGCCAGAGCGCACCGUAGUGAAUGCAGUAGUCUAG
Purpureocillium lilacinum is the source of this 552-nucleotide messenger RNA. RefSeq lists its product as uncharacterized. Gene Ontology annotation, molecular function: actin binding. Lineage: Eukaryota; Fungi; Ascomycota; Sordariomycetes; Hypocreales; Ophiocordycipitaceae. The record is from RefSeq and is a predicted model, not a curated record.